UUUAAGCUUCUUAGGCGCUAAUGAAAGUGGGCGCACAUUGUGCAGGAGACAGAUGGCCCCUGUCUUGAUUAAGUUCUCAUUUUCCCGCCUGGGAUGAGGCUGGCAAGCUUUACUGGGGCCAGCUUCAUCCCAGAGGAGAGGAGCUCAUGUGUGAAAGUGCAGCACGCGCUCUGCCGUUGCCCUUCUUUACACUGAAUUUUUGGACUUUUUUUCUUUUUUUUUCUUUCUCUUUUCUUUUUACUUUGUAAACUGGAGCGUCACCUGCGACAAAGCUUUGCCGGAACAAGAUUUGCAUGAUGCUUGUUCUGGAGGACACUAAUGGGAGCUUGACAAAUCUUUGGUGUUGCCACUAAAGAGCAGUGUUAGAAAGUCUCGCUAAGCACCCUCAUGUUUACAGCCUGAAGCACUUGUGAAUCAGAAGUGAACGCAAGAAGUCAAACUCCCUCCAACAGGAGGCAAGAUGACCCUGGCUAUUGUUUUGACUAGGACACUCCACUGGGGUCUCCUCCUCCUAUGCUUGGUGAGCAUGUGCAGCCAGCAAAGGUCCACUGGCAACCAAAGCUCCAGGGGACAAACGGGAUCAUCAAAAGAGAGGACAGGGACUUGUGAAGUGGUCGCGGCUCAUCGCUGCUGCAACAAGAACCAGAUUGAAGAGCGCUCUCAGACGGUCAAGUGUUCUUGUUUCGCAGGACAUGUAGCAGGGACAACAAGGGCGCUGCCCUCUUGCGUUGAAGCUUCAAUCGUGCGUCAAAAGUGGUGGUGUAAAAUGAAGCCGUGCGUGGAUGGAGAGGAGUGCCGAGUUCUUCCUGACCUGACUGGUUGGUCGUGCAUCUCGGGGAACAAAGUAAAGACCACCAAGGUGUCACGGUAGGCAGGCAUCAGCUUGGUCCAAUCAGAGCACAGCCUUCCUUGCUGGCAGCAGUCAUCUCAAGUAACUCUGGACCCUGCGGGCUGUUGGAGCUACAAAGAAUAUAGAUUUAAUUAGAUAUAUCCUGCUUCACAUUAAGCUGCAGGAACUCAUUAUUUCAAUAUCCCUCGUCUUAAAUACAGAUUUGGUCCGGGUUAAUCCCACAGAGUAGACAAUCUAUUAGCCAAGAUAAAACCAAGCGGUGCCGUGUCCCAACCCAAACAGCCGGAUCCUGUGAACCUUUAUUUCCCACAGUGAUGCGCUGAGAACAUCAUGGUGCGUUAUUCAAGUACUGUCUGCUGUCAACCACUACAAAGGAGAGUUUGUGGAAUUUUCAGGAGCAUAAAUACUGUAAAACAGCAGCCAAUACUCUAUUUUAGACUCACUUUGGGUUCCAUAAAGAGGUCAGAUCUUCUUGGACUCGUCUUUGACAUGAAGAUGUACUCUCAUGCACGCACGGAUUGGACGGGCCACCAGACAUGCAUGCAGACAAUCCUGCACUCCGAUGCAAAACAAGGAAUGUUUGAAAUUCUAAUCAUAAAGAGAAGAGGAGCAUCUUCAUCGUUGAGAGUAUUUACAUCAAGCUUUUGUUUAUCUCUCCAAACUCAGUGCUGCUGUUGAGGGGAGGCAGCUUGUUGUAAUAGCGAUGAACAUUGGAGAUGUUCUGCCUCGGAGCAAAGUGUAGCCGCGGACAGAAUGUUUUCUGGUAUUACCACUUCAUCUUCUUUAUGAAUAAUAUUCCUUCUGGACCCACUCUCAUUGUCUUGUGUUUUAUCUCUGGUGUUCAGCCACUGUGUUUGCUUGUAAAUUCUCCAAUGAGGGGAUAAGAAGGUUAUAUUAACUCAAUACAAAUGUACUGACAGCUUACCUUUCAGUCUGCGACAUUAAAUGAUAAUAAAUGUCACAUACUGUGUGCUGUUGAAAGUUACAA
Messenger RNA from Nerophis ophidion (straightnose pipefish), 1838 nucleotides. Its product is annotated as chemokine-like protein TAFA-4. The transcript is spliced from 6 exons. NCBI's taxonomy places the organism in Eukaryota, Metazoa, Chordata, Actinopteri, Syngnathiformes, Syngnathidae. The record is from RefSeq and is a predicted model, not a curated record. Bases 461 to 871 code for a protein of 136 amino acids. Gene Ontology annotation, molecular function: receptor ligand activity.